This is a messenger RNA of Styela clava, 1333 nucleotides long. RefSeq names its product ORM1-like protein 3. The record is from RefSeq and is a predicted model, not a curated record. Gene Ontology annotation, cellular component: endoplasmic reticulum membrane. Lineage: Eukaryota; Metazoa; Chordata; Ascidiacea; Stolidobranchia; Styelidae.
UUUAUCUAGAUUAGUGCCUAUAUUGUAAGUUUGAAUUUAUAUUGGUUUAGCAUGCUUGCGGGAACAGCAAAUGGGUCCGAUAACCCAAAUGCAGUGGUCUGGAACAGCCCAGGAAUCUGGCUCACUUACGUCAUCAUCGUAGCUUUUCUUCAUUUUAUAUUUUUGAGCAUGCCAUGGUUUACAACAUCUGUUGUUUGGACACUAACAAAUGUCAUCCACGAUGUGGGUAUGUACUUCUUUCUUCAUACAAUAAAAGGAACUCCCUUUGAAACAACUGAUCAAGGAAAAUAUAGAUAUUUGACACAUUGGGAACAAAUGGAUGCAGGGACACAAUUUACAGCAGCUAGGAAGUUUUUCAUGACAGUUCCCAUAGUUUUAUACUGUUUGGCAAGUUUUUACACAAAGUAUGAAUUUUGGCAUUUUGUUUUCAAUACCAUGGCUUUGCUUAUAACACUGCUCCCGAAACUUCCACAACUUCAUGGUGUCAGAAUAUUUGGAAUAAACAAAUAUUAAAAUAAAGAAUUUAAAGAUGGCUCAUCCUAGUAAAAAGUGAUUAAGAAAAUUAUGUAUAGAGUGUAGAUCUAUAUGUCGUCGUCACUACUACACUUACAUGCUGGGCAAAACAAGUUUUUGAGUGGGUUGGUUUCAUUAAGUUAACUAAACUGAAUAGGUAUUUUUAUAUCAAAUGAUGGCGUAUUGUUUACUUAGUGCUUUUAUAUUUAGACAUGAAUUAUUUUUUCUCACUUUCACUUGAGCGCUGUUUCUUUCAAACAGUUUGUAUAGUAGGCCUGGAAUGCUGGUAUCUUUUCAGUUAACGGCGCCUAUCUACUGUGCAUGGACUUGUGGUCAAGUUUUAUAAAUAGUGAUGUCAGUUUCGCCUGGUUUACUCACUAGCCACUAGCACUAUCAGAGGCCUUAUCGCCUGUUUUCCCUGGUAUUCAUUGUUCUCACAUGUAUUUUUUAAGUAGUCUUGAAUGGUGUGGCUAUUAUUAAUAUUAUAAAAUCUAUUUAAUUUUAUUGAAAAUGCAUCAUGGGUAUAUGGUAAACCAUACUGUGUGGAGCAAAUUGCAAAAAAAUAUAAUUUUUUACUGUAAUGGUAAAUACUUCUUACGCUCCUUCAUAUUUGACCAAAGCAAGUAGAUUUUUCAGACAUCAUAAAAGUAGGUGUUUGACUUGUAUAAAAUGCAUUCUCAAAUAUUUUUUUUGGUAACAUGGCUUGGUGUAUCUUUAUGUAUUUGGGUGCAUUGGACUGAUUUUAGCUCCUGUAUAGUAUAUUUGUUUACUUGUAUUUGUUUAUUAUGUUCUGGAAAAAUACACAAUUAUCGUAUACACA